Molecule: messenger RNA, 4407 nt
Organism: Oncorhynchus mykiss (rainbow trout)
Lineage: Eukaryota; Metazoa; Chordata; Actinopteri; Salmoniformes; Salmonidae
Source: RefSeq, a predicted model, not a curated record
CACACACACACACACACACACACACACACACAGGUGACCUAUUCUCUCUUCCUCACGAGACACACACUCCAUCACACACUCUCCUCUGUGGAAUUCUCCAGUGUAGAAGUGUUCCAAAUGAGACCAACGUAUCCAUGUCCUACCAAGGGAAUAUAAAGCCCUUUAAAUACACUAAUUGGAAAUCAGAGCUCCUUAGUCUGAAUCCCAAACAGCACCUUAUUCCCUAAAGAGUGCAAUGAGUUUGACCAGGGCUCAUAGGGUUUUGGUCAAAAGUAGUGCACUACGUAGGGAAUAGGGGAGAGACACAGCAUCCUGUGGAGAGCAACACAUUACAGGUUACUGGGGGAAUGGAAGAGAUUAAUGUAGGGGAAUGGAAGAGAUUAAUGUAGGGGAAUGGAAGAGAUUCAUGUAGGGGAAUGGAAGAGAUUCAUGUAGGGGAAUGGAAGAGAUUCAUGUAGGGGAAUGGGAGAGACUAAUGUAGGGGAAUGGAAGAGAUUCAUGUAGGGGAAUGGAAGAGAUUAAUGUAGGGGAAUGGAAGAGAUUCAUGUGGGGAAUGGAAGAGAUUAAUGUAGGAGAAUGGAAGAGAUUAAUGUAGGGGAAUGGAAGAGAUUCAUGUAGGGGAAUGGAAGAGAUUAAUGGAGGGGAAUGGAAGAGAUUAAUGUAGGGGAAUGGAAGAGAUUAAUGUAGGGGAAUGGAGGAGAUUAAUGUAGGGGAAUGGAAGAGAUUGAUGUAGGGGAAUGGAAGAGAUUAAUGUAGGGGAAUGGAAGAGAUGAAUGUAGGGGAAUGGAUGAGAUUAAUGUAGGGGAAUGGAAGAGAUUAAUGUAGGGGAAUGGAAGAGAUGAAUGUAGGGGAAUGGAAGAGAUUAAUGUAGGGGAAUGGAUGAGAUUAAUGUAGGGGAAUGGAAGAGAUUAAUGUAGGGGAAUGGAAGAGAUGAAUGUAGGGGAAUGGAAGAGAUUCAUGUAGGGGAAUGGAAGAGAUUCAUGUAGGGGAAUGGAGGAGAUUAAUGUAGGGGAAUGGAAGAGAUUAAUGUAGGGGAAUGGAAGAGAUUAAUGUAGGGGAAUGGAAGAGAUUAAUGUAAGGGAAUGGAAGAGAUGAAUGUAGGGGAAUGGAUGAGAUUAAUGUAGGGGAAUGGAAGAGAUUAAUGUAGGGGAAUGGAAGAGAUUAAUGUAGGGGAAUGGAAGAGAUUAAUGUAGGGGAAUGGAUGAGAUUAAUGUAGGGGAAUGGAAGAGAUUAAUGUAGGGGAAUGGAAGAGAUGAAUGUAGGGGAAUGGAAGAGAUUCAUGUAGGGGAAUGGAAGAGAUUAAUGUAGGGGAAUGGAGGAAAUUAAUGUAGGGGAAUGGAAGAGAUUAAUGUAGGGGAAUGGAAGAGAUUAAUGUAGGGGAAUGGAAGAGAUUGAUGUAGGGGAAUGGAAGAGAUUAAUGUAGGGGAAUGGAAGAGAUUAAUGUAGGGGAAUGGAGGAGAUUAAUGUAGGGGAAUGGAAGAGAUUAAUGUAGGGGAAUGGAAGAGAUGAAUGUAGGGGAAUGGAAUAGAUUCAUGUAGGGGAAUGGAAGAGAUUCAUGUAGGGGAAUGGGUGUCACAUUGAUUCAACACAGAUUCUAGAUCAUAUUUCAAUGACAGAAGUGAGCAGGAGGGGAGGAAGCUGUAGGUGUGAAUUAAUGUUUCCUCAGGCAAGGGAAGGCAACGCAAGGCCGUGUUAACACCCACACUCUGGUGAUAUUAGGCACACACACACACACACACACACACACACACACACACACACACACACACACACACACACACACACACAUACAUGUACACACACACACAGGUGGUAUAGGGCCAUAGUGAUAUUAACUGUAAGGGAAUGAGUGGAAGGGGGCAGGCUGAGGUCAGAGGUUGGAUCCUGAAGACAUUCUUAGGGAAGCCCACGGGUGGGUUAACUGCUGCUUUCUUAGAGAUGCCCACGGGUGGGUUAACUGCUGCUUUCUUAGUGAUGCCCAUGGGUGGGUUAACUGCUGCUUUCUUAGGGAUGCCCAUGGGUGGGUUAACUGCUGCUUUCUUAGGGAUGCCCACGGGUGGGUUAACUGGCUUUAAACAAAUAGGCAUUCAGCUUAAUGUGUUUGUGAGAUGUGUUGUGUUGAAGUCAAGGUCUUCUCUAAGAUGUGCUGUGUUGAAGUCAAGGUCUAGUCUAAGAUGUGCUGUGUUGAAGUCAAGGUCUAGUCUAAGAUGUGCUGUGUUGAAGUCAAGGUCUUCUCUAAGAUGUGCUGUGUUGAAGUCAAGGUCUUCUCUAAGAUGUGCUAUGUUGAAGUCAAGGUCUACUCUAAGAUGUGCUGUGUUGAAGUCAAGGUCUUCUCUAAGAUGUGCUGUGUUGAAGUCAAGGUCUACUCUAAGAUGUGCUGUGUUGAAGUCAAGGUCUUCUCUAAGAUGUGCUGUGUUGAAGUCAAGGUCUUCUCUAAGAUGUGCUGCGUUGAAGUCAAGGUCUAGUCUAAGAUGUGUUGAAGUCAAGGUCUAGUCUACGAUGUGCUGUGUUGAAGUCAAGGUCUUCUCUAAGAUGUGUUGUGUUGAAGUCAAGGUCUAGUCUACGAUGUGUUGUGUUGAAGUCAAGGUCUACUCUAAGAUGUGCUGUGUUGAAGUCAAGGUCUUCUCUAAGAUGUGCUGUGUUGAAGUCAAGGUCUACUCUAAGAUGUGCUGUGUUGAAGUCAAGGUCUUCUCUAAGAUGUGCUGUGUUGAAGUCAAGGUCUACUCUAAGAUGUGCUGUGUUGAAGUCAAGGUCUUCUCUAAGAUGUGCUGUGUUGAAGUCAAGGUCUACUCUAAGAUGUGCUGUGUUGAAGUCAAGGUCUUCUCUAAGAUGUGCUGUGUUGAAGUCAAGGUCUACUCUAAGAUGUGCUGUGUUGAAGUCAAGGUCUUCUCUAAGAUGUGUUGUGUUGAAGUCAAGGUCUACUCUAAGAUGUGCUGUGUUGAAGUCAAGGUCUACUCUAAGAUGUGUUGUGUUGAAGUCAAGGUCUACUCUAAGAUGUGCUGUGUUGAAGUCAAGGUCUACUCUAAGAUGUGCUGUGUUGAAGUCAAGGUCUUCUCUAAGAUGUGCUGUGUUGAAGUCAAGGUCUACUCUAAGAUGUGCUGUGUUGAAGUCAAGGUCUUCUCUAAGAUGUGCUGUGUUGAAGUCAAGGUCUACUCUAAGAUGUGCUGUGUUGAAGUCAAGGUCUUCUCUAAGAUGUGUUGUGUUGAAGUCAAGGUCUACUCUAAGAUGUGUUGUGUUGAAGUCAAGGUCUACUCUAAGAUGUGCUGUGUUGAAGUCAAGGUCUACUCUAAGAUGUGCUGUGUUGAAGUCAAGGUCUUCUCUAAGAUGUGUUGUGUUGAAGUCAAGGUCUACUCUAAGAUGUGUUGUGUUGAAGUCAAGGUCUACUCUAAGAUGUGCUGUGUUGAAGUCAAGAUCUACUCUAAGAUGUGCUGUGUUGAAGUCAAAGUCUACUCUAAGAUGUGUUGUGUUGAAGUCAAGGUCUACUCUAAGAUGUGUUGUGUUGAAUUGAAGGUCUUUUCAUUUCAAUUCAACCAAAAAACAACAUAGACUUACAGGUUAAUUGUCAGUUACAUACUCUAAGAUGUGUUGUGUUAUAGUCUGGGCCUGUUCAUUGUGUUGUAGUCUGGGCCUGUUCAUUGUGUUGAAGUCUGGGCCUGUUCAUUGUGUUGAAGUCGGGGCCUGUUCAUUGUGUUGUAGUCUGGGCCUGUUCAUUGUGUUGAAGUCGGGGCCUGUUCAUUGUGUUGAAGUCAGGGCCUGUUCAUUGUGUUGAAGUCGGGGCCUGUUCAUUGUGUUGAAGUCUGGGCCUGUUCAUUGUGUUGAAGUCGGGGCCUGUUCAUUGUGUUGAAGUCUGGGCCUGUUCAUUGUGUUGAAGUCGGGGCCUGUUCAUUGUGUUGAAGUCUGGGCCUGUUCAUUGUGUUAUAGUCUGGGCCUGUUCAUUGUGUUGAAGUCUGGGCCUGUUCAUUGUGUUGAAGUCGGGGCCUGUUCAUUGUGUUGAAGUCUGGGCCUGUUCAUUGUGUUGUAGUCUGGGCCUGUUCAUUGUGUUGAAGUCGGGGCCUGUUCAUUGUGUUGAAGUCGGGGCCUGUUCAUUGUGUUGAAGUCUGGGCCUGUUCAUUGUGUUAUAGGCUGGGCCUGUUCAUUGUGUUGAAGUCUGGGCCUGUUCAUUGUGUUGAAGUCGGGGCCUGUUCAUUGUGUUGAAGUCGGGGCCUGUUCAUUGUGUUAUAGUCUGGGCCUGUUCAUUGUGUUGAAGUCGGGGCCUGUUCAUUGUGUUAUAGUCUGGGCCUGUUCAUUGUGUUGUAGUCUGGGCCUGUUCAUUGUGUUGAAGUCUGGGCCUGUUCAUUGUACCAUGGGUGCUUGUGUGUGUGCUUGUGCGUGUGCGUGUGUGUGUGUGUGUGCCUGUGUGUGUGUGUG